Molecule: messenger RNA, 981 nt
Organism: Talaromyces marneffei
Lineage: Eukaryota; Fungi; Ascomycota; Eurotiomycetes; Eurotiales; Trichocomaceae
Exons: 4
Coding region: 1-981 (326 amino acids)
Biological process (GO): pantothenate biosynthetic process
Cellular component (GO): cytoplasm
Molecular function (GO): 2-dehydropantoate 2-reductase activity
Source: RefSeq, a predicted model, not a curated record
AUGACAGCCGACGGCAAGAUAGACGUUCUUGUCUAUGGAUUGGGAGCCAUCGGCUCUUUCUACGCCUUUAUCCUGAGUCGCAAUCCCAAUGUCAGAUUGAGCGUCGUCGCACGAUCGAAUUAUGACGCUGUCAAGGCGAAUGGCCUGAUAAUCGACUCCCAAAAUCACGGCAAACACACCGUCGUUCCUGAAAAAGUAUUCAAGACCCCCGCCGAAGCCGGCCAGACUUAUGACUACAUCGUCUGUGCCCACAAGGCAAUCGAUCAAGACGCGGCAGUAAAGGCGAUUGCCCCAGCCGUUGAUGAGGACAGUACCGCGCUCGUGAUUAUCCAGAAUGGAGUUGGGAAUGAAGAGCCUUUCAGAAAUGAGUGGCCCAAGGCUACUAUUAUCACCUGUGUCACAUGGACCGGCGCAACCCAAACCUCUCCAGGCUACGUCAACCACACCAAAAACGAAGACAUGCAAAUCGGGCUCUUCCCUUCCUCACUCUCCCCUUCACCCGUCGAACAAACUCGUUUAUCAACAUUCUCAACUCUUCUGACUACCGGCGGCACAAAAUUUACGGUUUUGGAAGACAUGCCGCUCCAGCGCUGGGAAAAGGUUGUGUGGAACGCAGCUUGGAACUCACUCACCUCUGCCACUUUACUUGACACGCACAGCUGGCUUGCCUCCAGCCCCGAGGCAACGCCUAUGACUCGCAGGUUGAUGAGUGAGGUUAUCGACGUCGGAAGGGCAUGCGGCGUUUCAACGCUCGAGUAUUCGUUGAUUGACCAGUUCAUCGAGAGGAUUCUUGCAAUGCCGCCUAUUGGAUCAAGUAUGCGGACGGAUACCGUUGCCGGCCGUCCAUUGGAAGUCGAUGUUAUUCUGGGAUAUCCGUAUAAAAAAUCCAAGGAGUUGAAGUUGAGUACACCUACGCUUGACGCAAUCUAUGCGGUUGUCAUGGGUGUGGAUUACAGGUUGAGGCAUGGUGUGAAAAUCUAA